Pseudomassariella vexata is the source of this 1561-nucleotide messenger RNA. Its product is annotated as alkanesulfonate monooxygenase. Lineage: Eukaryota; Fungi; Ascomycota; Sordariomycetes; Amphisphaeriales; Pseudomassariaceae. The transcript has a single exon. The record is from RefSeq and is a predicted model, not a curated record. Gene Ontology annotation, molecular function: oxidoreductase activity, acting on paired donors, with incorporation or reduction of molecular oxygen. The coding region runs from base 57 to 1307 and encodes 416 amino acids.
AAUCGAUACAGUGGGCCGCGUACCAACUAAUAUGACGCCUUUAAUAGUAUUCCCUCAUGCUCUUACUCAUAAAACGCAACGUACGAUGCUACGAUCGGAAAACUACUUAUGUAGACUGGCUUGCCUCUUGCUCGUGCUCACUCAUACGUAACCUUUAUACACCAGAAAUUGCCCUUACCAAAACCGCAACCAUGGCACCAACUGAGUUCAUUAGCUUGACUUUCCCCAACCAGUCGACGGAGCUGGACCCAAACCCUAAUGCCUCGAUUGAGUCGGCAUUCCUGGCCCGUUACGCCCGUAACUUGGAUGACUAUGACUUUAACUACACACUUGUCCCCUAUGGAUCAUCGUCAUACGACCCCUUCACCAUCGGGGCUACCAUCGCAGCCCACACCAAGAACCUGAGAAUCAUCAUUGCCCUGCGACCCAACACCAUAUACCCCACCGUGGCGGCAAAAGCCCUAGCGACGCUGGACCAGCUCAGCUCAGGCCGGGCCGUCGUGCACUUUAUCGCGGGCGGCAGUGACGCCGAGCAGGCCAAAGAAGGAGACUUCCUCAACAAGGAGCAGCGCUACGGCCGGCUUGAGGAGUACAUUCGGAUCCUUCGUCGUGCCUGGUCGUCGCCCGAGCCCUUCGACCACGAGGGCACAUACUACCAGUUCAAGCAGUUCAGCAACCAAGUCCGCCCCGUGAACGGCAAAUCCAUCCCCGUGUCCGUGGGCGGAUCCUCAGACGAAGCAUACCGUAUCGGCGGCUCGCUGGCCGACAUCUUCGGGCUCUGGGGCGAGCCGCUCAAGGAGACCAAAGAACAAAUCAGUCGCAUCUAUGCCGAGGCAGACAAGGCCGGUCGUGGAGCCGACGACAGGCCGCGCAUCUGGGUCACUUUCCGUCCCAUUGUGGCGGAGACCGACGACCUGGCCUGGGAGAAGGCCCACCGCACCCUCGAUGCUCUCAAGGGGUUCCGCGAGAAGGGGUUGGGGAAAGCUCCUGCGGACGCACCACCGCCGCAAAAUGUGGGCUCACAGCGGCUGCUCGAAAUUGCCAAGAGGGGAGAGGUGCAAGAUCGGGCGCUCUGGUACCCAACAGUGACGGCGACAAAGGCAAGGGGGGCCUCAACGGCGCUCGUGGGCUCGUGGCAGACCGUUGCUGACUCCAUCCUGGAUUAUGUUGAUCUAGGAUGCUCGUUGAUCUCGAUUCGCGGCUAUGAUAACUUAAAUGAUGCCAUUGAUUAUGGACGCCAUAUUCUGCCCAGAGUGCGUGGCGUGCUGGCUGCGCGGGAAAAUGGCUCUCAGGUCGCGUCAGGCUGAUGGGUCUCUUGUAUCAAACAAACUCAUGUUUGGCACUUACAUUGUUCCGAAACGAAAAUACCAAUGCUUCCAGUCACUGAAAUGUGUUUAAUUCUCGAUUCUUGACCAAAACCCCUCAUUACACUGUACCUUGUGACUCUGAUCUCGUAUUUCAUCCGUGUGAUCUCAUCUCACCAUAGAUAUAAUAAGUGGCACAAUGGAAUGAUAUGAUGACCACAGCAUGUUACCCGCCUUGAAUUUAGCUGAUAGAGCAC